CUCUAACUCGCACUAAAGAGACAAGGUGUGUUGUGGUCACCUCAAGCAAGGACAUGGCUUGUACAAGGAUGUUGAGGACCAUCUUACUAAUCGUCAUCGGUACGUCACUGUCCCUUUGGGAAACUGCCUUAAACAGGCAGUCAUUGCCUGAUCUCAAAAUACCACAGCAGUUCUCUUCAGACCUGCCUGGCUGCUUGGCUAUCAUCAGUGGAGACGCAGAGGGGAAGAAAGACGAAUUAAAAGGGCUUCUGGCAUCCAGGAGAAGACAAACUCUUUUAUCCGAGGACUUUUACCGUAAUGUGACAAAGGACUGUCCGUCUUACAUUGAAAAUAGAGGUUUUAUUACAGCACCUCUCAGUGAAGAGGGAAAUGAUUUUCCCAUUGCCUACUCCAUGGUGAUCCAUGAGAAGAUUGAGAUGUUUGAGCGACUUCUACGAGCUGUUUAUGCUCCUCAGAAUAUCUACUGUGUGCAUGUGGAUCAGAAAGCCUCCAAAGAAUUCCAGAAGGCUGUGGAGGCAAUUAUUUCCUGCUUUCCUAAUGUGUUUAUAGCCAGUAGAUUAGAAAGCGUGGUAUAUGCCUCAUGGUCCCGAGUGCAGGCCGAUUUGAACUGCAUGAAAGAUCUGCUGAACUCGCAGGUCCAGUGGAGGUACCUGCUUAACACCUGUGGGACAGAUUUCCCCAUCAAAACCAAUGGAGAAAUGAUUCAGGCAAUGAAGGCCCUCAACGGGAGAAACAGCAUACAGACUGCGGUAACCAAUGACCACUUGAAAAACCGUUGGCUGUAUCACUACAAUGUAACUACUGAGGUCAUC
Molecule: messenger RNA, 812 nt
Organism: Anarrhichthys ocellatus (wolf-eel)
Lineage: Eukaryota; Metazoa; Chordata; Actinopteri; Perciformes; Anarhichadidae
Product: beta-1,3-galactosyl-O-glycosyl-glycoprotein beta-1,6-N-acetylglucosaminyltransferase 3-like
Cellular component (GO): membrane
Molecular function (GO): acetylglucosaminyltransferase activity
Source: RefSeq, a predicted model, not a curated record